Messenger RNA from Saimiri boliviensis boliviensis (Bolivian squirrel monkey), 726 nucleotides. RefSeq names its product ATP synthase c subunit lysine N-methyltransferase (gene ATPSCKMT). Gene Ontology annotation, molecular function: protein-lysine N-methyltransferase activity. Gene Ontology annotation, cellular component: mitochondrion. The record is from RefSeq and is a predicted model, not a curated record. Gene Ontology annotation, biological process: positive regulation of proton-transporting ATP synthase activity, rotational mechanism; regulation of mitochondrial ATP synthesis coupled proton transport; peptidyl-lysine trimethylation. Lineage: Eukaryota; Metazoa; Chordata; Mammalia; Primates; Cebidae.
CCCUGUUGGAAAUCUCGCGAUGGAGAGAGGAGGAGGUAUACCCCUAGAAACACUUAAAGAAGAAAGCCAGUCAAGACAUAUUUUACCUGCAAGUUUUGAAGCCAACCGUUUGCAGAAAAGCAACUGGGGGUUCUUACUUACUGGGCUUGUGGGCGGGACCCUGGUGGCUGUGUAUGCUGUAGCCACGCCGUUUAUAACGCCAGCCCUUCGAAAAGUCUGUUUGCCGUUUGUACCUGCAACUACAAAGCAGAUUGAAAAUGUUGUGAAAAUGUUGCGAUGCAGAAGAGGAUCCCUUGUAGACAUUGGAAGCGGCGAUGGACGCAUCGUCAUAGCGGCUGCAAAGGAAGGGUUCACAGCAGUUGGUUAUGAAUUAAAUCCAUGGCUAGUUUGGUACUCCAGAUACCGUGCUUGGCGAGAAGGUGUGCAUGGUUGUGCCAAAUUUUAUAUUUCGGAUUUGUGGAAGGUUACUUUUUCGCAGUACUCGAACGUCGUUAUUUUCGGUGUGCCUCAGAUGAUUUUACUAGGUCAGCAGCUGCAGCUGAAAUGAGCCAAGAAUGCUUGCUCUGGGUGGCAGAGAAACACUGCAGGCCUGGAGUGCCGUCUCUUUACCGUCGUGGGCCACCUUCUCAGAACGCGCUGAGUUCACACAGAACGUACUCUGCCCCAGCUUGUUUUAUUUUGUAAAAGUCAGUGGAUGACAAAACAAUUUCAGAUGGCUUUCCUUUG